UGGGAGGUUGCAGUCAUGGUUAUCUUUCGAAGGUAAUACGACCUCUUACCGACUCCUGUGCUUUCUCGUAUCGUCGCCGAGUUACCUCGAGGGAUUUUCGACUUUUUAAUGCGUCAAAUGAUUCAACGAAAAUGAGGGUGAUACAAUUCAAGAAGAAUCGGGUUUUUAAAAUCGCCGUCCUCGUCACGAUGCUCGUCCCGCUCUUGUACAUCCUCUACCUCAAGUCCAAUCGGAAAACGGUGUCCCCCAGGUUCGAGGAGCUCAAGAAGCAAGUGCAGCUUCCUUAUAUUGUAGAUGGCAUGGGAAAUUUCGAGCCGACCGACAUCCUCAAACGAAAUGGCCCAGGUGAAGGUGGGAAACCACACAAACUACGUUCAGAUCAAGAAAAUGAUGCUAAGGCCUCAUUGUCUGAUUAUGGCAUGAACAUCGCCUGUUCGGAUGAAAUUGCCCUUGACCGAACUAUACCAGAUCUACGACUUCCAGAGUGCAAGCAUUGGAAUUAUCCUGAAAGUCUUCCUAAAACUUCAGUUGUGAUUGUCUUCCAUAAUGAAGGAUUUUCAGUGCUUAUGCGCACAGUGACUUCGGUCCUGAAAAGGACACCACCAGAGUUUUUAGAAGAAGUACUUUUAGUAGACGAUUACAGUGACAAAGAGGAUUUAAAAUCCAAAUUGGAAAAUACAAUAGAAGAACUCAACGGUAAAGUGAGACUGAUAAGAAAUAAGGAACGUGAAGGGCUGAUAAGAACAAGGUCUAGGGGUGCUGUGGAAGCUCGAGGGAAAGUCAUUGUAUUCCUGGAUGCUCAUUGUGAGGUGAACAUCAAUUGGCUUCCACCACUGCUUGCCCCGAUUGCCUACGACAGAAAGACCAUGACAGUACCUGUCAUUGAUGGCAUCGACUAUCAGACUUUUGAAUACAGAACUGUAUAUCAGGAAGGCCACCAUUUUCGUGGGAUAUUCGAAUGGGGGAUGCUGUACAAAGAAAAUGACCUGCCGGCGAAGGAGAUCUUUGCAAGAGCUCAUCACAGCGAACCGUACUUCUCCCCGACUCAUGCUGGUGGUCUGUUCGCCAUGGAUCGAGAGUACUUCUUAGAGCUUGGAGCUUAUGAUCCUGGCCUUCUUGUCUGGGGAGGAGAAAACUUUGAACUGUCUUUCAAAAUAUGGCAAUGUGGCGGAAGAAUUCUCUGGGUACCUUGUUCAAGAGUAGGUCACGUUUAUCGAGGAUUCAUGCCUUAUAAUUUUGGCUCUCUUGCUAAAAAGAAGAAGGGCCCAUUAAUUACUAUCAAUUACAAACGUGUUAUUGAAACGUGGUUUGAUGACAAGCACAAAGAAUUUUUUUAUACAAGGGAACCUUUGGCAAGGUUCCUCGACAUGGGAGACAUCUCAGAACAGUUGGCCCUCAAGAAAAGGCUGAACUGUAAGAGCUUUCAGUGGUUCAUGGACAAUGUAGCGUAUGACAUGCCAUCAAAGUUUCCUGAGCUUCCUCCAAACAUUCACUGGGGAGAGUUAAGAAAUUUGGCUACACAAAGUUGCAUGGACACAAUGGGUCACCCUGCACCCACGUUGAUGGGUCUAUCAUAUUGCCAUGGCCAUGGGAACAACCAGCUGGUAAGGUUGAACUCAAAGGGCCAACUGGGCAUUGGAGAGAGGUGCAUUGAAGCUGAUUCUACCGGCAUUAAGCUUGUUUUCUGCAAGUUAGGAACUGUCAACGGCCCUUGGCAGUACGACGAGAAGACGAAAAACAUCUACCACCAGCAGAAGCGCAAAUGCAUAGCUGUGAACCCGGAAUCUCAGCUUUUGUCGUUGAUGUCAUGUGACCCGAACAACACCUACCAACAGUGGACCUUCAAGGAAAUACACCCCUCAUGGUGAACAUCUCCGUGACUUUUCCGGGACAAUUUAUUUAUCUGGAAUACCUUUUUGAACAAUAUUUCUUUUUAUUUGAGAAAACAAUUUUUAUAACAUGAAACUAUUGGAAUUUUAUAGAAUGAAAUUAAUUUUUUUUUUUUUUUUUUGGUUUUUUGUAUAUAAAAAAAAUUUAAAAAAUGAAAUUGUGUCAUAUUUGUUGAUAUAUUGAAGGUAUGUAAAAGUAUAUUUUUUAAAAUUA
Molecule: messenger RNA, 2103 nt
Organism: Cimex lectularius (bed bug)
Lineage: Eukaryota; Metazoa; Arthropoda; Insecta; Hemiptera; Cimicidae
Gene: Pgant7
Product: N-acetylgalactosaminyltransferase 7
Exons: 10
Coding region: 132-1868 (578 amino acids)
Cellular component (GO): Golgi apparatus
Source: RefSeq, a predicted model, not a curated record